This is a messenger RNA of Sebastes umbrosus (honeycomb rockfish), 4265 nucleotides long. Its product is annotated as sialin-like. Bases 369 to 1901 code for a protein of 510 amino acids. Gene Ontology annotation, molecular function: transmembrane transporter activity. The record is from RefSeq and is a predicted model, not a curated record. The transcript has 12 exons. NCBI's taxonomy places the organism in Eukaryota, Metazoa, Chordata, Actinopteri, Perciformes, Sebastidae. Gene Ontology annotation, biological process: transmembrane transport; monoatomic anion transport.
AGUGGAGAGUGUAGAACCAGGCGGAGCCGCUCCAGUGUUUGACAGCGUCUCGCUGUAGCUGUGGUCACAUGACAGCAACACAGCUCAUCUGUUGUCUCGCCGGCUGAGCUCAUGACACAGUCGAUAUGAUACGUUUCGUGUUUCACAUUCUUUUACCUUCAUGCUGCCUCAACGAAGUAUCUUUCACAAGGUUCAAGUUCAGUAAAGAGACAAACUCUCGCUGAGCUUCAUCAUCAUUUUCAUCAUCUCUCUUCAUCGCUCUGCAGUGUAAUCCAUUCUAAGCAUCAGUAACUCUUCAGGUUUCGUGGACACCAUGGCUCAUUGAGAUCAUUUUACCGACUUAAUAUUUCCCUCAGCACUCGAGUGCCAUGCAGCGUCCAAAGGGCUACUCCAUCAACUCGGCCCCUUCGGAGGAGAGGGAGGACGGUGAACCCCUCAUCGAGAAUGAUGCAGUCCCUCCCCGGUGCUGCUCGGCUCGCUUCAACCUGGCCUUCCUGAUGUUCCUCGGGUUCUCUGUGGUCUACGGUCUCCGUGUCAACCUCAGUGUUGCCAUGGUAGCCAUGGUGAAUACCACUGACCCCAGACCAGCUCAGAACAGCUCCGUAAUCAGUGCCUGUCCACUGCCAGCAGGGUCGGGAAACACUAGUGACCCUUUCCUACAACCUGAGGGGAUCCCCCAGUACCCGUGGGACUCGGAGACUCAGGGCUGGCUGCUGGGAGCCUUCUUCUUCGGCUACUUGUGCACACAGAUCCCAGGAGGCUACCUGUCCGGUCACUACGGGGGGAGUAUCUUCCUGGGUUUGGGUGUGCUGGGCACUGCUGCCCUCACGCUGCUCACCCCUCUGGCUGCCAGGAUGGGGUCAUACUGGCUGUUUGCACUACGAGCACUGGAGGGCUUUGGGGAGGGUGUUACGUUCCCGGCCAUGAUGUCCAUGUGGGCUCGGUGGGCUCCUCCUAUGGAGCGCUCUCGCCUGAUGACCCUGUCGGGAUCCGGGGCCAACUUUGGGGCCUUUGUGGCACUGCCGUUCACCGGCUACAUCUGCCAAACCUUAGGCUGGCCGGCUGUCUUCUACCUCUGUGGCGGUGCUGGUUGCCUCUGGGCAGUCUUUUGGUUUAUUUUUGUAUCAGAUGACCCUCGCACCCACCGUCGAAUCAGCAAAGAGGAGAGAGAUUACAUCAUAAACUCCAUCGGACCUCAGGGUACAGGUCACGGCUGGUCCUUGCCCCUGCUGCCCAUGCUGCUGUCGGUCCCUCUGUGGGCCAUCAUCGUCACCCAGAUGUGUUCAAACUUUUCCUACUACACCCUGCUCACCUCGCUGCCCACCUACAUGGACAACAUCCUGCACUUUGACCUCAAAUCGAAUGGUUUCCUCUCUGCUCUGCCGUACCUCGGUGCCUGGUUGGUCUCGAUGCUGUCGGGUGUCGUGGCGGACAGCCUCAUCGAGAGGAAGGUGUUCGGCACCACCGUCGUACGCAAGCUCUUCACACUCGUAGGUGUGUUGCCAUCGGCAGUUUUCCUCGUGGCUGUGAAUUACGUCGGCUGCAGCCACAUCCUCACCGUCACUUUCCUCACACUCUCCACAACCAUAGGAGGGGUCACCGCCCCCGGAGUCUACAUAAACCAAAUAGACAUCGCUCCUCGGUAUGCAGGAUUCCUUCUGGGAAUCACCAACACAUUCGGGACCAUUCCUGGAGUCCUGGCACCCAUUGUUACAGGAUACUUUACUGAGGAUCACACCCUGGCUGGCUGGAGUAAGGUGUUCUGGUUGGCAGCUGGGGUCAACGUCUUCGGCGCUCUCGUCUACACGAUAUUCGGCAGCGGGAAGCUCCAGCCGUGGGCCGUCACCGAGGAGGAGAGAGCAGAAGAUGAGAAAGACAGGAGCGGGUCCAUCUCCACAUGAAACAUGUUACAGAAAUAUUCCACCAACAAACACCAACAAAAGUGUCCGAUGUAGUACAGCUUUAAAAGACAGUUGGAUAUAUUUUAACCCAGAAAAAGAGCUUUAGAGUACUACCUCUGUAUAUUGGUGUAUAAAUUACAGAAAUAUAUGUAGUAUUCACACUUAAUAUUCACACAAAUAUGAAGUGUGUGACAGGUGUACAUACAAUAGUCUCUGCCAAGCACAGCAUAUCAUUUAUAUCAGUGGACCAGGAUAGUUCGAUCAGGAAUAAUUGAAAAUGUUUUAUCAAUAAUAUCUGUAUAUAUAGUGUAUACUCAGGUGAGCGUUUGAACUGAUUUGAACUUCCAGCAAAGAGAUUAUAGAGCAGUUUUAUACAUUGAAAUCUCAUUUUAGGCACAUUUUUAAAGUAGGAAAAAACACCUCCGCUGGAUAUUCACUGCCUUCACCAAUCAGGAGACUGUGACUAUGUUUACUGUUUUUAGUGUUGUAGAAGUUCACUGAAGCACAAUUUAAGGUACAACUCUUUGUAUUAGAUGAAUAUUUACAUUAUAACCAGUGAUAUUUGCAUUGUGUAAUACAUGCAGGGUUCCUACACAUUUUCCAUUUCAAAAUUUCCAGACUUUUCCAGACUCAAGUUUCCACAAUUUUCCGUUGAUUUCUCAAACCAUAUUUGACCAAAGUUGGCAUCCAUCUUUCUUUUCCCAUUUGGAAUCCUUAGCAAACCAGACUUUAUAUUUGGGACUUUCCAGCCAGCCCAUUACCCAUUGUGGCCGUUGAGUCCAAACUCCUACGCAGAAAGUUGGACAACGUUCCACUUUCAGAAUUCAGUUCUGUCCUCCCAAAAUAUUGGUAGAGACAAAUCUGAGAAUUAUCAAUACCAGAUUUAAAGUAUUAGACUCUGACAGGCAGCGCUCCGCUCUGUGCUAUCUGCAGCUGUGAGGGCCAGGCUUACCCAUGCUGGGGUUGUACAUUUAAACUGGUUAAAACUCAAUAAAUAUCUUUAUAAAAAAUAAAAAGAAAGACUGGCCCUCACAAGACCGGCCGACCAGGAAAAUACCAGAGCUUCCCAAUGGCCAGUCUGCCCUGGCUCUGCGUAGGAGUGUCCGCUCAGUUGCACGCCAUACUUCUGGCUUUCGACGACAUCAAGCUCGCUCUGGCUCCAGUUCCCUUUAUACAUUCAUGUCUGACCCGCGAUCUCUCACACAGUCGUAAACAUUUUGGAUGCACUGACUGCUCCAAACACCAUGAAAAACACGCUGCUUGUAGGAUCAAUUUAUUUUUAGAAAUUCAGAAUUUUAUAUUUUAUAUUUUAUAUUUUUUCUUUUUUCCAUAUUUAUUCAGACCUUGAAAUUACUCAAAUCAAAUUCCAUACUUUUCCAUGCUGCGUAGGAACCCUGUACAUGGCCUAUACAGCACCUCAGACCAAAACAAAUCCAUUUCUGUGAUCUUUUUUGUAUGUUUUUAAGUAUUUCUUGAUCUGUGAACGAGAUGGGACCGUGGGUUUUAUACUAUACCACAGGAAGUGUCAUCAACCACUUGAAGUUAAGCUGCUUUGUUUACGGCUGUGUCUGUUUUCUGACCACUUCUAGACUGUCCUGCAGGACCAAAAGAAGCACUUUUCUCAUACAAAAAUUAGAAUUGUUCCGAUACCAUUAUUGGAAAUGCGUCCGACACUGUGCACCGAUCCGAUACCAUCAUUUAUUAACCCAGAAGAAAGUCAGCUUGUUUAACCGGAAAUCAAUUCUUCUUCACCGCUCCAAAACAGCAGCCUCCACUGUGCCUUCGCCCCGGAUGUAUCAUGGCUGUCCACUAUCCAUACAUGGUCGAUACGAUACUGCAAGUUCAUGUGUCGGAAUCGGUAUCGGGAAGGAAAAAAUGGUAUCGGAACAUCUCUAACAAAAAUACACCAAAAGCCUUAUAUCUGAUAACAGUGGCAAUAUUAUGCUAAAUAAUCUUUCAAGAUGUUUUUUUUAUCAAAUAUAUAGAAAGCUGUUUUUUUUUGUUUCAUCCAGAAAAUGAAAGCUCAGUAUUUCAAUAUUUUUUAGUAAAAUUCCAUGAACUAUGACUUAAUUUUUGAGGUAUGUUUCUAAGAAAUAUGUGGAUUUGCUGUGUUUUUAAUCUCUCAUCAUUCUUUUUAUAGAAAACAGGACUCAACCAUUUUUCGUCAACUCUUACCGUAUGUCAAAAUGCUCUGUGAUUGUAAAGAUAGGACGUUUUUUAACGGAUGCAAUAAUUUAUUUACCUUCUCUGUGCUUUGAAAAUGUGAGGUUGUACAAAUUUGUUAUAUAUGUUUUACUUUAUAUUUUAUUGUGAAAAGAAUCAAGUUUGUUUUACUGAGCAAAACUAAAAAGCUGUGGCCUCUGA